This is a messenger RNA of Ornithodoros turicata, 618 nucleotides long. RefSeq lists its product as uncharacterized. The transcript has a single exon. The coding region runs from base 1 to 618 and encodes 205 amino acids. The record is from RefSeq and is a predicted model, not a curated record. NCBI's taxonomy places the organism in Eukaryota, Metazoa, Arthropoda, Arachnida, Ixodida, Argasidae.
AUGCAAUCUCAAUCAACACCUCCGGCCAUCCCUCCGGGCAGGACGUUCCUUCACACGGUGAUGGUGCUCAUCAGCUUGCACUGCACGCACUACCGUCAAGAUUCCCCCGUUUUGCCGGCUGACCCAGUCCUCUGGUUCGCCAACAUUGAGGCGCAGUUUGCACUCCGCGGUAUUACUGCCCAGUUGACGAAAUUCUAUCACGUCGUUGGUGCGCUCGGCCCAAACGAGGCUGCUGAGGUAUGGGACAUUAUCACCGUUCCCCCCACGGAGCGCCCAUACGGCGCCCUCCAAACUGCCCUGACCCGUCGUGCCGCAGCUUCUGAACAAGAGCGCCUCCGCCAGCUGCUCAUUGCUAAAGUCCUCGGCGACAGGAGACCCUCCCAACUCCUCCGUCUCAUGCAGCAACACUUGGGUGAUCGCGCUUCAGCUGUGGACGAAUCGAUUUUGCGCGAGCUGUUCUUACAGCGACUCCCGGACACCGUGCGCAUGAUCCUCACGACGUCCUCCACUGUGUCCCUGGAAGCCUUGGCGGAGAUGUCGGAUAAGAUCAUGGAUAUUGCUCCACCAGCCAUUUCUGUAGUAUCUUCAUCCACACCCCGUUACCCCCACCUUAGCUGA